AACAGCCCUACAUUUGGGGGUAUGAGUGGCCACCUCUCCAAACAGAGAGUUUGGCAAUAUUUUUGACCAGGCUAAGAAGGCUGAAGAAUGUGCCUCUCUAACUCAGGAGGCCUAUGAUACUGAUCCAACGGAUGGGAACCGAGAGAUUGCUCAAUUGGCGAAUGCAAAAAUGAUUCUUGCAGUCAAGAAGGAGGUGGAAUUUUGGAAACAAAAGGCUAACAUUAAAUGGUUAGAGAAGGGAGAUGCAAACUCCAAAGUUUUCCAGGCUUAUGUCAGAGGGAAACAAAAGAAACUUUGCAUCAACCACAUUAUUUCCCAAGAGGGGGUAGGCCUUCACAACAGAGAGGAGAUCAAGGAGGAAGCCAUCAAAUAUUUUCAGUCCCAAUUCAGUGCUGAAACUGCCGAUCACUGCCCCAACCUCAUGCCUAUUCUCCAACAUAUCCCUAAGCUUAUUUCUGCAGAAGAGGAUGCCUCUAUCACAGCCCUACCUGACAUGGAUGAAGUUAGACACACCAUCUGGGAGAUGGAUGCCAAUAGUGCAAGUGGACCAGAUGGAUUCAAUGGUACUUUCUUCAAGUGCUGCUGGGAGAUUAUACAACAUGAUGUUCUUAAGGCCUCGCAAGAUUUCUUUUUAGGGAUGCCUAUUCCCAAAGGGUAUGGUAGCACCUUCCUCACCCUCAUUCCCAAGACAGACCAUCCUAAAACAUUUGGUGACUUCAGGCCUAUCUCUCUCUCUCUCUCCACAUUCAUGAGCAAAAUCAACACCAAAAUGUUGGCAAAUAGGCUCAAGAAGCUGCUCCAUAAAAUCAUCUCUGAUGAACAAGCUGCAUUCCAGAAAGGAAAAGCCAUUGAGGACCACAUUCUCAUGGCCAAGGAGGCAAUUCACCAACUGGAUAAGAAAGUAUUUGGGGGCAAUAUCAUCCUCAAGAUUGAUAUGGCAAAAGCUUUUGAUAGGAUGGACUGGUCCUACCUGGAAUCCAUUCUUAAAGGCUUUGGCUUUUCUUCUCGCUCGGUUAAACUUUGUUUGGCAAAUUUGAAGUCCACAUUUAUUUCCAUUCUCCUUAAUGGAGAACCAAUAGGCUUUAUUAAAAGAUACAAUAUGGGAUCCCUCAAAUGGGUGGGACACUUGGUUUAUGCUGAUGACCUCAUGAUUUUCACCAAAGGAGAAACCAGGAACCUACUUAGGAUGAAGACUUUGCUGUUGGACUACCUUAGAGCCUCUGGACAGCAAAUAAACUUCACUAAAAGUCGUUUCUACUCCUCCAAAACCACUUCUAAAGAACAACUCUCUCACAUGGAGAAGAUCUUGGGAAUGAAGUCUGGCUCCCUUCCUUUCACCUACCUGGGUGGAACUAUCUACAGGGGCAUCCUUAGGAAAGAGCAUUGCAACAACCUCCUGGAGCACUUUGAUAAACACAUCUCCUCAUGGUACAGUAAAGUUCUUAAUCAAAUGGGGCGCCUGAUCCUCAUCAAACAUGUUUUAUCCUCCAUCCCCUUACACAUUUUGGCUGUCCACACCUUACCCAAAUCGAUUCAUGCUAAACUCAACUCUCAAAUGGCAAACUUUUACUGGGGACAGAAGGAUGGCUGGCCUAAGUACCACUGGGUUAAAUGGUCACACAUCUGUAUUCCUAAGGAAGCUGGGGGCCUAGGAAUCAGAAAUCUGGCUACCCUGGAGGAUGCGUAUGGAGCAAAACUGUGGUGGAGAGUUCAUAAUGAUUCAGGCCUUUGGGCUUCUUUUAUGAGAGCUAAAUAUCUUAAGCAGGGCUGUGUUAGAGAAAAGUUAACAGACUCACCCACGUGGAAAAGGAUUUGUAGAGUCCAUGAUUUCUGCACUCUUUUUGCCAAGGGUGAAGCAGGCUCUAUGUCUUGGAACAAUGGGCUUUUCUCUCUAAAGCAGGCCUACUCCCUUAGAGAGGAUGGUCACAGUAGCCUCUUCUCAACCAGAUUUGUUUGGAACAAGACCCAGAUACCAAAGUUGAGGACUUUCAUUUGGAAAUGUCAAGCAGAGAGAAGAUAUCUGCACGGCGGGGAUCUAAGUCGUCGCGUUUCAUGGCGGAACCCUAGGAAACCAGCGAUUCAUCCGCUGGAUUGGAAAUUAACGAGGACCGUCUUUAGUUCCGAAGGAGAUGGUGUCAAGGAGAAUAUCGGCAAACAUGGAGGAUUAGAUACAGGAUUCUCUUAUUCCCCAACCAGAUUCAAAAUUGAGGCCAAAUUCUACCGAUUUGAGAAAUCGAAGUGCGGAAGGGUUCAAAUAUGUGAAGAAGUUAGACGAAAAUCCUAUAGAUUUUGGACCAGUUAUGAUGUUCUUCAGUGGAUUUGCAACUGUCUAGAUGGAAUAAUCUUCAACCCCACGGCUAGCCUACGAUCUGAGGAACACAGUGAAGGUAACAAGCGAUAUUGUCUCUAUCUUGAUGCCAAUUCUUCUGGGUUUUACAUUCGAAUUCAAGAAUUGAGGAUUGAUGGUUUUACCUCAAUAGUUAUUCCUGAAGGUUCCAACAAAAGUGGUAUUAGGCUUUUUGUUGCUAAAUUAAGGCAAAUUGGUUCUUCCAUUAGAGACUCUUGUAAGUUUUUUUCAGAUUAUGAUAUUUGCCAGAACUGGAGUACGAGUCAUGAGUCGGAAUUUUCACAGCCUUCUAUUUCUAAGGCUUUGUUUGAUGUUGAUAUCCUGGUUGAUCCAGUUGUGCAUGUUGGAAAAUAAAAUGGACAUCUUAAUACUGUUCCAGACUCUGAUUUGGGUCAGCUUUCGGACUCCAUUCUUUCUACCAAACCUCAGAUGGAGAUACAAACUGAGGAAAAGGAUUUGGAAGGGGUUGCAAAACGAAUCAUUGAUUCUAAACGAAUGGCGAUUGACACCAACUCUCCAGAGUAUAAGGCUAAUUUUGCUAGGUUUACGAAGAUCGCUAAAGAAUGCAAGGAACCUUGCUCCAUAACCACCUGAAGUAGAGCCAAAAACAAAACAAUAGUUAUCCUUGGAAAUCCUACUCUCCGUGGAAUUUUGUUCAGGGGAAGGGAAUCAGGAGGCAAAAGCUACUGAACAAGUAGCUAUUUCCGAUUCUAGGGCUGCCAAAGACGGUAGUUCUAAGGCUGCAAAUCAGGUUUCAAACACACCAAAUGAAAAGAGUGUUGUACCUAACUCGAACAUUCUCAUUGGCAACAAAUUCCAGGCCUUGGAGGAUUCUAUACUUUUACAGAAUGAAGAAGAGAAGGAACUUCCAAGGUCUAAACAACAUGAUAACUCCGGGACCAAAACAAGGAGCUCCAAAAUCAUACACGAGGAAGGAUUUCUAUCAUACUCAACAGAUCCAGCCACUGGGAAGUCCAUUCCCAUGGUUAGUUCUAAAAGCUAUCAUGGCCGCUAUGUACUCUUAGGCCACACGGGAGAACUUCGUAAAGAUGGAAAAAGAGCACGUACGGCCUUACUUACAUAACUCCCUCCUGACUAUGAUUACUCUUCAGGAACAAUUCAUCUGGGAAUUGUAGUUUGGAUGUAAUUUCUUUGAUUUCUCUACCACUUUUGGGUAGUUAUCUCUUUUAUCUCGCUUCCUAUUUUGGGUUGCGUUGUUGCUUCAUAGAGGGUUUUGGCCUAGUCCCCCCUCUGUGUCCUUUGUUUUCUUUGCUUCUCUAAUAAACUCGAAUCUUUUUU
This is a messenger RNA of Cuscuta campestris, 3646 nucleotides long. The record is from the annotation of a GenBank genome assembly. NCBI's taxonomy places the organism in Eukaryota, Viridiplantae, Streptophyta, Magnoliopsida, Solanales, Convolvulaceae.